ACAUUUCCGAGAUUCUGCCGGAUAAGUGGCGCUAACAUGCCGCAACUGUCAGCGUCCAAUCCACGCAGCCGCUUCCUGGUGGUGGUACUCGCCUCGAUGCUCCUCUCCCGGGCGUACGGCGCCUAGCGGUAGACAUAGUAAUUUACAACUGUAGCGUAGCAUCCUCAGCUGUCACUUUUAUCACAUAAAAACGCCUGCUCUUAUUUGUUUGUGCCCAUGAGGACCAAGCAUCGUUAUCCGUUCUGAACAUAAGCAGGAAUACACAUUUUAAAAAAACUUGUCAAAGAGCAAUGAGUCGUUUCCAAAAUUACACUCAGCUGUGUUUGCUGUCUUGAACACACCCCGCUUAGUACCCCGAUAUUGUUCAAGGGGAAUAAUGGCUGCACAGGAGCCGUCUCCACCAUCUUCCCUGGAAGGCAACAAACCGGGCUUCCCAAAGAAAAUUCUGGCCAACAACCUCGAAGACAAGCACUUGUGCAAUUCGUGCCAGAAAAUCCUCAGAAGGCCUUUACAGGCUCAGUGUGGUCACCGCUUCUGUUCGUUCUGUUUCAACAAAAUUGUGAGUUCUGGACCACAGAAAUGCAGCGCUUGCAUCAAAGAGGACUUGUUUGAAGAACCCACCUCCAUUCUCAAGCAAGGUGGUGCAUUCCCUGACAAUGCAGCUCGGAGAGAAGUGGAGGCCCUGGCAGCCGUCUGUCCCAAUGAAGGAUGCACGUGGGCGGGGACGAUUAAAGAAUUUGAGGCCAGCCACGAGGGCAACUGUGACUUCAUGAUCAUCCUGUGUCCUUCCUGCAAAGAGCUGAUGAGAGCCAACGAACAGGAGCGCCACAACGAGAGAGAGUGUCCAGAGAGGACUCUCAACUGCAAAUACUGCAAAGAACCCUUCUUGUUAAAGAACAUCAAGGCUCAUGAUGAAAUCUGUCCAAAAUACCCCAUGAUAUGUGAAGGUUGUGCAAAGAAAAAGAUCCCCAGAGAAAAGUAUGUGGACCAUAUUAAGUUCUGCAGUAAAUUUAAAGCACCAUGCAGAUUUCAUGUUGUUGGCUGCGAUACGUCUGUGGAGAAAGAAAAGAUCCAUGAACAUGAGCGGCAGUGUUCGUAUGAGCACCUCAACCUGCUCCUGCAUUUCAUCAUGGGCAUCAAGGUGAGCUUGGAGAGCCUGCAGCCCCAGAGCCUGGAAGUAGCCAGCCACAAGCUGCAGGAGCUCCACCAGUCCCUCAGGGAUUUGGAGCUGAAGAUGAGCCAGGUGGGUGGGGGUGGUGCUGCUCCCAUGCAGGGUGCGUGUGCCCCAACCCUCGCCACCUCCUUCACCCCACUGCCCAGUGCCAUGGGUGCUGCCCUGGAGCUGCAGCUCCAGAGCGAAAAGACCAAGGUGGCCGAGCUGAACCGGCGCUGCCAGGAGCUGGAGCUCAAAGUGAGCACGUUCGAGAACAUUGUCUGCGUCCUAAACAGAGAGAUGGAGCACUCCUGCACCACCAUGGAGGCCUACAACCGCCAGCACCGACUGGACCAGGACAAGAUUGAGAUCCUCAACAACAAGGUUCGUCAGCUGGAGAGAACAGUGAGUCUGAGGGACCUGUCCAUCGUGGAGAUGGAUGGCAAGAUGAGGGAGAUGUCUGCAGCCACAUACGACGGCAUUUUUGUCUGGAAGAUCUCAGAUUUCACCAAGAAGAGGCAGGACGCUGUGGCUGGGCGCGCCCCUGCUAUGUUCUCUCCUGCCUUUUAUACCAGUAAAUACGGCUACAAGAUGUGCCUGCGGAUCUACCUGAAUGGUGACGGGACAGGACGUGGCACACACUUGUCUCUGUUCUUUGUGGUGAUGAGAGGACACAGCGACGCACUCCUCAAGUGGCCUUUUAAUCAGAAGGUCACCCUAAUGCUGCUCGACCAGAACAACAGGGAGCACAUAAUCGAUGCCUUCCGGCCCGACAUCUCCUCCUCAUCCUUUCAGAGGCCCGUCAGCGAUAUGAACAUUGCCAGCGGCUGCCCACUCUUCUGUCCGCUCUCCAAGCUGGACUCUAAAAACUCCUACAUACGUGACGACACCAUCUUCAUCAAGGCCAUUGUAGACCUCACUGGGCUUUAGGCAAAGAAUGAGGGUGUAACCCAGCCUUUUGUUGCUACUAUCACCAGGCUUUUGUAUCACCAGUAACUGGCAUUUCUCUUUCGGGUCUCUCUAGCUCUUUUGGUUUUGAUAAGGAUUGUUGGAAGCAAUAUGCAAGACCAAAGCCAUGGCCACAGUGGCUGGUGGCGUAUUAAGACUUCCUAAGCCACUAUAACUGUUUUACCAAUCAAACUUUGUCAAAUCACACAAAAGUUUUUAUUUGACAAAAACAUUGAUUACCUACCAAAGUUACUGGGGCAGUGAACACAGCAUAUAUGCCAGAAUUUGGCUGGGGACAGGUGUUAAUAUCCCACCCUGCAGAAGACCCUCAAACAGCAUUUGAACUGCAUUCCAUGACCUAGAUAUAAUAUUAUGCUUGUGAAAUUAGUAGACAACUAAUAUGACAUUGUCACAAUCUCUAGUGAUCAGCCUAUGGCUUCUUGUACCAUAGAUGAGGCUCAUCAUGUUCAGUUUUGCACAGACAUGAUUUUUAAAGGUUAGAGGUUUUACAAGAAUUUCAUUUCCAUUCCCAUUCAAACAUUUUUGUUUCUUACUGCAGUAUGAAUAAGGUCCUCUUGUGACAAAAAUCAGUUAUUGCUGCUAGCUGCUAGUUAUGUCCCAAAAUCAUUCACAUAUAAAAUUAUAUAAAACAUGGACGUCACGUCUCCACUCCCUCCCACUGUACAAAAACAAGCUUAAAUAUCCAGAUAUGGUCGCUGCCAUCUUUCGAUGGUGACAUCAUUUGGAGCCAUAGCGAUUGGUAGAUGAUGGGAAAUUUGAUGCUAAGUUUUUUUUUAGCAUCAAAUAAAACUUGAACAUAGAUCAGCAUGAUAAGAACUACCUAAAAAGACAGAUUUAUUUUAAAUUGAAUUUAAAUUUGAUGUGUACUUUGAUUUUUUUAUCUGCUAACAUGGAGGCAGCAGGCUUUAUGACCUAUACUGCAGUCAUUCAUCAGGGGGUGAUUGAGAUGUUUCGGUUUCACUAUUGGGAGCUUGUCAUGUCGUCCAUUUUUAUAUGUCAGUGCCCCAAAAAUGUGAGCCUUACUCAGCUGGCACUCGGUGCUCCAAUAACAGUUGAGCAAGUCUUGGUCAGAACCUCAGUCAACGUUCUCCUUUCUUGUACUUUUCAAGUUAAAAAGACAACCAAGUUAGCCAACGUUUUUUCUACCGAACAUAAUGCUAGUUAACAAGCUAGCUAACCUACAUCAAUCUUUAGCUAUGUAGUUACAUCUGAAAGCUAAUGUUAGCAAAAUGCUAGCUAACUAGCUAUCCGGUUUACAUAAACUGUUAGUUAGCUAACAUUUAGUGAACUUAAGAUGUGACUAUAUGACACUUUUAUCUUUCAAUUAUCUUUUGAAACUUGGUUGUCUUUUCAACAUAGAUUAGCCUAACAAAUAGCAUAUCUAAGUACAGGAAAGGAGAAAGUCAACCGAGGGGCUGACCGAGGCUUGCUCAACUGUUAUUAGAGCACAGAGCAAAAAGGGUGGGACUUAGGAAGGGUUAGUUUACUUUAGCCAGCAAAACUAGCAUAAACCUGAGAGCUUCUCAGAUGAAUAAUAAAAAAAAAAUUACUACCAAAGCACUGGAACCCAAAAAAAUGGUAUUUGAUUAAACAGCCAUAGCUGCAGGUAGUGUACAGGGGGUUUAUCAGAGCAAAAAAUGAACUAAACAAAGGCCACGCAGAACUGGGUUAGAAUUCUCUUCAGGUAUGUCAUUAUGAGUGACCUCUUUCAUAUUGCUUAUAGUUAUCUGGCACAUUAUUAAUGUAAAAAUAUUGAUAGUGCAACUUUAAAAUAAACAAUCUGGAAAACUACAGAAUGCUUGUGAUGCAAACACUAUUUUUUUUUUCACCUAUUUUUUUGUAUUUUUGUAUUUUUGAGGUUUAAAAAUUUAAACACCAAUACAUUUCCAGAAUGAUUUAAAAUCAAAAACUGAUAAUAAUGAGCCUUAGACCAGUGACACCGUAGCUAUGUAGAUUAAACAGCCUACAAACACGGCGAUAGAUCAAGCAGGUAUAGGUACUUUUGCUCACUGUUUGCGUGUACUGCUUGACAUUUCUAAAAAUUUUUGCAAAUGUGGAGUUUCAAUAACAGUGUGAUGCCCAUGUAGCCUUCAGAGUAUCGCUCAGCUUUGCACACAGUUUGUAGUGCAGUUGGACUUUUAAACUUGUUUACUGUUUCCUAACAUCUAUGCCUCCAACUCUCAAGUUCUGUGUUCAAUGGUAAUCAUUUGUGGUGGUGGACAUUGCUUGAAUUCCAUGAAUUCUGAGUGAAGUAUCUCAGUUGUGAUUGUUGUGCAUGCGUGUGUGUGUGUGUGUGUGUGUGUGUGUGUGUGUCUGUACUGUUCAUUUCUUUGCUGAUAGUCGCAGUGUUAGUUUGCAUGUUGGAUCUGUGGAAGAUACACUGUAGCUUGCAGCAGUUCCUGGGCUGUUUGUCUAGGAGACCGAUGGUAGUCAAGCUGAUUCUCCCAAAUGGAAAUAUGACAUAUUUUAUUAAAAAUAAAACAUAUAUUUGCAUACAUGUUCUGAUACAUCCAAUAAAUAUCUUGAUAUGAAACUUUUUUCAAUAUUUGUUGUCUGCAUAUUUACAAUUUCUUUAACCAUUUUACCGAGGAUAUAUUCAGUUUUAUUUGAACAAUUUAUAAUAUUUACUAACAUGCAUAUGGACAAAUAUUGAAAUAGUACAUAUUUACCUACAUGAGAGGUAUAUCAAAAAUAUGUCCACUGCAGUGUCUUCACAAAGUAUUCAUUUCUAUUUUUUCUACAUUUUGUGGUGUUGGUGGUCUGAUGACCAAAUUGCAAACAUUUGUGUGUGUGGAUGGGUUCCUUGAUAAUUUGGUUCAAGACCUCUUAGAUGCUUUUGUCGUAAAAUAAUAUUGUAACUACCAGUAACUGUACAAUUUAGAGCGAGAGAGAGUACAGAGGUUAGGGUCUUAUAAGUUAUGUGCGUUUUCACAAAUGUUCAAUUUCUUCACGUUUCCCAAAGCAGUACUUAAUAAGUGAGUUAGCGAGUGCAUGUAAACUGCAAAAUUUGCCAAUUUUCUACCUGUUUGGUAUCAUUACAAUGUGGCUAGAAUGUGCAAAUGAACCAUGUUUAACUUCUCUUCAUGUUGCCUGUACCCACAACUCCCCACUCAUUGGCUGGUGACAGAAUCUGAACCGGUUCUAACUACAGAUUGUACUCAGAUGGCAAACUCUGUGGAUGACAAGUAACACGGAAGUAACAAAAACUGCAGUUCCUCUAACGGCCACUUGAAGCUGGCUCCGGAAGUGAGUCAAUCUCUAUAAGGCUCCAUGUUAAAAUGGCCAACUUUACAGCAGAAAUAAACAUGAGGAAGAGGAGGAUGAUGACAACAGAAACGGGCAGCUCAAUAAAGCAAAUAAAUUGUUGAAUUAAUUUUAGUUUUAUUCUAAUCUUUAGUUCAAAUCUAAUUUAAACAUUAUGACUCAUUUCAUCACAUCACAUUGCCAUUUAACAAACAACAUCUGUGUUCAUGAUAAAAGUGCACACUCAAUGAAAACCAUUAAUAUGGCAACGUAGUGCUGCCAUGCCUGAAAAAGAAAAAAAAGGAUCAAUAAAAUUCAUAUUAUUACAACAUGAAAACAUAUCACAUUAUAAGAAGAACAUGUCACAUUAUAACAACAUAAAAAGUAUGUUAUAACAAGAAAAGUUUCUUGUUAGAUGUUUUCACGUUAUAACGUGAAACGUUUUGUAAUAGCAGUAAGUUGCUAGUAAAAUGUGUCGCGUAUAACAAGAUAAAUAGUAUUUUGGUAUGACAAACAUUUCUUUUGUUUGUUUUUCUUUCUCUGGUGUGGCAACAAUAUGCUGCCAUAGAUAAAGAGGCAGAGAGAGACGAAAAACAAGGAGAGAAAAGAGGGCAUAACACACAGCAAGGGUUGAUGGCAUUGAUUGAUGUGGCAUGCGCAGUAACCAUUUGGCUACAAUUGUUUACCUUUGAAAUUGCUGUCUCUGCAGCCUCUGCUGGUUGCUUCACCUGCUUUACACUUUCACAGGAACGCUCAGUGAUUUCUGUUUCUGUUACUCCUCAUGAGAGCUUCUGUUACAGUUCCACAUCCUUCUUCAGGGAUGAUGUUGUUGUGACCUGCAGUUCUGUGAGGUAUUUGAUCACUGCAUGGUCGCUGAUGUGUUUUUUUUCUAUAACCACAACCAUCAUUUAAAUUGGAGACACAUCAAGGCAUUCUGAAUGAUGUAUACACCUCCUACUGAGGGACUUCUUCACCACACUGCAUUUCAGCUUUUACAUUUUGCAUAAUUGCAUAAUUAGGAUUUGUCAGCUGUAUAUAGAUAUUGAAACUUAUUUAACCCUGAUGCUGUAAUGUUACUGAAUGCAGAAGAUAUCAGUGUAGUUGAACACUUUGUGAAGACAUGAGGUGAUAUUUCCAUAUGGGUGUAGCCUUUGGUUGUGCUUAGACAGACAGGAGGCUGGAACGGAGAUGUGAAGGCCUCAGGAUGGAAGCUGAACGGAGAUAUUAAAAGAGGAAAUGGUUGAUGUUAUUGUAAUAUUUUCCUAUUUUGGCUUUUCCUUACAGCUUUGAGCUGACCUACUUUUUACAGAAAAAGAAGUGCCUGUACCUUUUUUUUUAUGUUUCAUGAGCCCACUAAGUUGUGGAUCUGCUUUCCUGUGAGUUUUAACCUCCCAAAAUGUGAAACUUUUUGAUUUGUAUUUUUUUAAUGUUGCCCCCUCAUAACACCCCCGCCCCCUUACUGGGCCCUUUGAUGUGAUGAAAUCUAAGUGACUGAGAAUGUUUUCCUUUUCAUACAAAAACUAGUGAAUGUUACAGUGUUACGUUAUGUAAUCAUACAUUAAAUGCGGUCAGAAUAAUCAUUAACACGCUGCUUUUUCAUCCAAACACAUCCAGCAUGUUUUUAAACCUCUCAACAAAUACUGAAACCUCUCUGUGCAUGAGCUGUUUCAGUAGUUUUCAGUUAAUACUAAUCAAGCACUGGUUCAUAUUGGAGACCAGCAUUUUAUUUUUGUAUUAUUUUAUGAUCAAUAUAUACAACAUAUUUUUGGUUGACAUUGCUUGAGUAUUAUGAGGUGUGUGCUGCUUUGAGAAAGUUAAACAUAUCUAAAUAAUAUAUAGAUUUGUAUAUAUUUAGGAAAAAAGGUUAUACUGUAUGUUGAGACUGUUUAAAGACAUGUUUUGGUUUGUUUAGCUGAUUGUGAAAAGAUGCAUCUGCAGUCUGAUCUCAGCAGGUUGCAGCUCAUGUUCCUGGCUCAUUCAGCAAAGGUCAUCUACUUUUGCUUUCUUGUUAUUUAGGGAUGGGAAUCGAGGACUGGUUCCAGUUGAGAAUCGGUUGCUAAUUGUCAAUUAAUUUUAUUGAUGUCAAGAUGUUUUUCUGACCGUGCACUGCAGAACAGUAAUGUUGUCGUGCUCAAAACUGGUGGAAAUGCAGGCUCAUUUGCUACAGAGCACCAAGGUUUCAAGAAUCUUGAACGGAACCAGUACAAGAACCAGAGCUAAUUUAAUGGAAAAACUAACAGAGAAUUGAUCAGGAAUCAAUAAUAGGCCUUUUCCACCAACAGGGAACAGGCUCCGUUCUGGUUUUUGCACCUAGUUUUGAGCUGUUGGGAGUAUUACGACCAAAAAUACAUUGGUUCAGAACCUAAAAGUUGGUUCCCAGCUGGAACCAAAAAAUAGCAGGUUUUCCUUUGGAAAGUGGGUGUGUCAUAUUUUGCAAGUUGUUGCAUUGAUAGAUAGAUAGAAAUAGCAGCGCUCUCAGUUGAUUAUGCAUCCGAUUACUGUGGUUCUACUCAAAACUGGUGGAAAUGUGGGCUAUAUAGCACCAAGGUUCCAAUAAUCUUGAAUGGAACCGGAGCUAAUCUGGUGAAAAAAACACUAUAAGGGAACCGAUAAAGAAUCAGCAGAAUUGAUAAUGGCAUCAAGUCAUCAAUUCCCAUCCCUAUAUGUUAUUACAGAAACAUGUGUCCUCUUUUUCCCUCUUUAGAAUAUGUUGUUAUUGUUGCACAUUAUGUAGACUACAUUUUGCAUGUAUGACUGUGGCCUGAAAUAAAUUAGCUGCUUGUUUGACCCUACAUAUGUGCUGAUUCGUGCUCAUAGAUGCAGCCUAGCAGCCCGGUAUGGACGUCUGUCUUUGCUCCUCCUCGUAAAAUGUGUUAGCUGAUGUUGGCUGGGUCUUCAGAAUUAUUCAUAGCUGGCGAACAUAACAAAAGGGCUUCGCAUUUCAUUUCCAUGUGCUGAAUGUCACAAAGGCAUACAUACACAUACGUCUGUCCGUUGAAUGGAUCUGACAGAGCCUUCUCUAGACUGUAGCUGGGGUAUGAUAUCACAUUGGAGCCGGUAGUGUUAUGCUGUAUCAGCAAUAUUGAUUUGUUUGGAAAUGCCACACUGCCUCACUGUUACUGCAACAGAAUAAACAAUAUGUCAAUGUGAUGUAUGUAUUUCAAAUAACACUUCAGAACUGUGGAACUGAAACAGGUCAGUUGGUGUUUAUUUACAUAUCUACUCCUCUGUUCUCUCUAAAGCCCAUGUUGAGAUUAAGAUGUUGAGAUUAAGAUGAAGAGCUUUCAUCUGUAGCAAUGACAUCAAACUGCAAUCUACUUGUUGUGGAUAGUGACUUGUGUGUUAGUAAACUCUUUGUACUACAGGAAAUGUGUUCCAUAUUUGUAUUUCAUUUGUUUUAUUAAAGGUUUUAAGAUGCC
Molecule: messenger RNA, 8784 nt
Organism: Morone saxatilis (striped sea-bass)
Lineage: Eukaryota; Metazoa; Chordata; Actinopteri; Moronidae
Product: TNF receptor-associated factor 2-like
Exons: 10
Coding region: 377-2083 (568 amino acids)
Biological process (GO): regulation of apoptotic process; positive regulation of canonical NF-kappaB signal transduction; positive regulation of JNK cascade
Cellular component (GO): cytoplasmic side of plasma membrane; cytosol; plasma membrane signaling receptor complex
Molecular function (GO): ubiquitin-protein transferase activity; zinc ion binding; tumor necrosis factor receptor binding
Source: RefSeq, a predicted model, not a curated record